GACCUUUUCAGAGAUUAUGCUCACUCAAUGGAUGGACUAGAUGUCAUUAGAGAGUAUUUCGGCGCCGCCCUCUUAUCUCGGUGCCGCCCUCUUAUCUCGGUGCCCUCAGGUUAGUCUAAUGAAUUUUAUCAUGGCGUGCCCGUGGCAGGGGGCUAUUGCUCUCUGCCGAACCUUUAUGUUUCUUUUUACAGCAUCUGAAGCCCACCUGUAACAACUUAAAAAAGUGAUUGGAGACAUUGUUUGUAAUGUUACCUGGCUGAGCGCAUUUUUUCUGAGACGUUUGGUACAUUUUUUUAACUAGAGGGAUUGUCAGAGAAAAGCUCUUGCCAUGUCUCUACUUUGUGUAAGAGUAAAGAAAGCCAAGCUACAUGGAUCACGGGACAAGUUCAAUUCAUAUGUGACUCUGAAGGUACAGAAUGUCAAGAGCACCACCAUCACCGUGCGAGGGGACCAGCCAUGCUGGGAGCAGGACUUCAUGUUUGAGAUCAACCGUCUGGACCUGGGGCUCAUCGUGGAGGUGUGGAACAAAGGCCUUAUCUGGGACACCAUGCUGGGGACUGCCUGGAUCCCCCUCAAGAGCAUCCGCCAGUCAGAGGAGGAGGGCUCAGGGGAGUGGACCUUCCUGGACGCUGAGGUUCUGAUGAAGGCUGAUGAGAUUUACGGCACCAAGAACCCAACUCCCCACCGGGUUCUGCUAGACACGCGCUUUGAGCUGCCUUUCGACAUCCCAGACGAUGAGGCACAGUACUGGACCGGCAAGCUGGAUCGCAUCAACACUAUGAGGAUCCAUGAUGAGUACCCUCUGCAGGAUGAGGUCCAAAGACGCCCCAUGCCGCUUGCUGCCUCCCAAUGUUGCAACUAUUUCGGAUGGGCUGACACACUGACGCUGGAUGACCAUGACAGUGCGGUGGACGACCGGGACAGUGACUACCGUAGUGAGACCAGCAACAGCUUGCCCCCGCGCUACCACACCACGACCCAGCCCAACUCCUCCAUGCACCAGUACCCCAUGGGCCCCCGGCUCCAGAACCACCUGGACUCCUGCACCGACUCCAUCCACAGCUUUGACAUGGACUACAGAGACCACCGUGGUAGCAGGGCCCUCCACCUGUUGCAGUGUAUCCUGUAUUUGGGUCGGCACCAGAUAUUACAUCAGAGAAGCCUGUGGAGGAGCCAUCUUUAGGCAUCCGGUGGAAAGUAGUCGCUUUGGGUCCUCUGGAAACCUGAGCCAGACCAGCUCCCAGCUUAGUGAGACAGGCCAGGAGAGUGCUCCAGGCUCAGGGCUGGAAGAGUCCUUCCACUCUUACCACAGUACCACCUUC
Molecule: messenger RNA, 1322 nt
Organism: Oncorhynchus mykiss (rainbow trout)
Lineage: Eukaryota; Metazoa; Chordata; Actinopteri; Salmoniformes; Salmonidae
Source: RefSeq, a predicted model, not a curated record